Molecule: messenger RNA, 1098 nt
Organism: Alternaria atra
Lineage: Eukaryota; Fungi; Ascomycota; Dothideomycetes; Pleosporales; Pleosporaceae
Exons: 3
Coding region: 1-1098 (365 amino acids)
Biological process (GO): mitochondrial tryptophanyl-tRNA aminoacylation
Cellular component (GO): mitochondrial matrix; mitochondrion
Molecular function (GO): tryptophan-tRNA ligase activity; ATP binding
Source: RefSeq, a predicted model, not a curated record
AUGUUUUCACUUCGACCGCUGCAGCGUGCAGCGCCUUCACCUGUCCGCAUCUGUUCAAGUUGCCUGCGGAGGUACUCCAUUGCUUCAACAGUACGACAAAAUGCUAGUGAGAGACAGAAGAAGGUGAUAUUCUCGGGAAUCCAGCCUACCGGAGUACCACAUUUAGGAAACUAUCUCGGCGCACUGCGACAAUGGGUCAAGCUUCAAGAUGAAGCAAGCCCAGAUACUACGCUUCUCUUCUCAAUAGUUGAUCUGCACGCAAUUACCAUAAAACAGGAUCCGAGCGAGUUGGCAAGAUGGAGGAAAGAGAUGCUGGCUAGUCUGCUGGCAGUAGGUCUGGAUCCAAGGAGAUGCAUAAUCUUUGCGCAAAGCAGUGUCAAGCAGCAUGCGGAAUUGAUGUGGAUUCUGAGCUGUGGCGCAAGCAUGGGCUACUUGGGACGGAUGACCCAAUGGAAGAGCAAACUCUCACUCCCAUCCAAUGCCUCCCCUCUCGACCCCUCGAAUAACAAAGACGCCCUCAAGCUUGGCGAAGACCAAGCACAACAUCUUGAGUUCACGCGAGAACUAGCCGCCGGCUUCAACCACGUUUACUCCAAAUCACAGCCUCUGUUGACAGUUCCACAAACACUUCUGAGCCCCGCGAAACGAGUCAUGAGCCUGACUGAACCAACAAAAAAGAUGAGCAAGAGCGACCCGAAACCGAAGAGCCGCAUCAUGAUAACAGACUCAAAAGACGAAAUACACCACAAGUUGAAGACUGCGCUGACUGACUCGAUCGAAGGGGUCAGCUAUAGUCCUGAGAGCAGACCGGGUGUAUCAAACCUAGUGGACCUCAUGUAUCAUUUUGAUGAGUCGCUUGCUGUGUCACCGGAAGAUCUAGCAAAUGACCUCAAAGAUUUGAGUAUGCGGGCGUUGAAAGUGAAGGUCGCGGAUACCAUUGAUACAGGCAUUAGCGAUAUAAGGCAACGGUAUGAGGAGUUGAUGAACGGAGAUCAGAAAGAACUAGUCCAGUAUGCGGAAGAAGGCACACAAAGAGCAGAGAAGAUUGCCGAAAGCACUAUGCAGAGGGUAAGAAGCGCCAUGGGCAUGGCAUGGUGA